AUGGCCGAUACCGCCGGUACAGACAAAUCCAAGCCUUACUUCCCCCUCGCCGGCGGAGCAAACGACGGGUGGUCUAUUGAAGAUGAAGCAACGGCAACAUGUUUCUGUGGUGCUGUGCAACUUGCAUUCCCAACCCAAGGCCCUGGCCUAGUUAGUACAUUUGUCUGCCACUGCCACGACUGUCGCAAAAUCACGGCGUCGAUGUUCGCAUCUAAUUUCACUAUCGCUGAUUCUCACUUGAAACACGUCCGUGGCCGUGAAAAUUUGAAAGUCUUCAGUCAAUCCAAGACCAUCGCGACCGGAUCGACAAUGGCCAAUCACUUUUGUGGAACUUGUGGUACGCUCAUGUAUCGUGUUGGCUCGAGGUUUCCAAAAAUGAGUAUUUUGAGAAUUGGAACUGUGGAUGAUUUUCAUCUUCAUGAGACGAAGUUGAGACCCGGGGUAGAACAGUUUACGGAAGGGAGAGUGGGAUGGUUGAGAGAAUUGGAGGGAAUUAAACAGUCUGGGAAAGGAGCCUUUUAG
Molecule: messenger RNA, 522 nt
Organism: Botrytis porri
Lineage: Eukaryota; Fungi; Ascomycota; Leotiomycetes; Helotiales; Sclerotiniaceae
Exons: 2
Coding region: 1-522 (173 amino acids)
Molecular function (GO): carbon-sulfur lyase activity
Source: RefSeq, a predicted model, not a curated record